AUGAGAGGAAUCGGGGCGCUGUGCUGCGCGCUAGCAGCUGUGCAUGGAGUAACGGGUUUCGUGGCGCCCCUCUCGCCAAGAGGUUUCGGACAGCAGCAGACGGCGCGAGCUUUCUCGGCCCCCUCGUCCUCCCAGCAACCAGCAGCAGCACGAUUGCGAAUGGUGGCGACCGACUUACCCAAGUUCACGGUGUCCCUUAUGGACGACACUCGUGUAUCGUUCCACAUGGACGAGAAAGACGUCCGGAAACUGGCUGAUGUGGUGAACAACAUUUUGAGGUCCUUCAAACGCCUGAAAGCGAACGCUGCGGAAGGGGGAAAGCCGUACAAGGAGGACAGCGUGGAGUACAAAGACACUAUCGACGGCCUGAACAUCGUGGUGGAGUGCAACCCGAACAUCUUUCCGGACCCUUUCAAGGCACAGGUUUUUGUGCGCGUUUACGAUGACAAGAUGGAGGUCAGCAGCCAGGCGAUGCUCACCAAGCUGACGGAUGCCAUCAAGCAGCACUUGGCCCUGUUCAAGUGAACAAGUUGACGGCCGCGCUCCACGACUGUGGCGUUGCAAAGGCUAUCUCUUUUGUCCGUUCCUCUGUGUCCUGCUUUUGAACGGGAUAUGUUGAGGGGUGUUUUUUCUGGUGGUACGUGUUUAGAAUUGUGCGUGCCAUCCUCAGUUUAUUGAAGUGUGUGCCUUCUUAGCAGCUAGCAGGCAGUACACAGCAUCGUCUAUUUCGCUUCGACUGCACACUUGUGUGCAGGUUAAAUUGCCGCCGAAAGAAAUCCUGCCCAGAAAAGCGAGGCGGUUUGCACUGUAGCACAGGGGGUAUACAGACAUGCAGACAGACGUCGGUAGAGUGACCAGAGCAGACUCAUCUGGAGACGGAAAAUGGAAUUUUGGCAAGUUUGAUCUUGGAGUCGAUGAUAACAGCACAGCGGAGUGUGUUUUGGAAGUUUUGUCGUGACGUCGAUGCUAGCAGCGCAACUGAGUGUGUCGGGGUUUGUCGGUAUGUGAGCCGGACAACCAGGGGAUCCAUGCCAGGUACAUGCAAAUAGUCAUGCAGUGGCAGUCCGGUUGCAUUGGUUCCUAUUUGUACGUGCGAAGAGUGUUGGCUUAGGGUAAACCCUCGCCCGCAUCAACAGCAGCGACGUAGUACCUGGUCAAUCGGCGCGAAAAAUUCAACGGCAACGUCUCAUCCAG
Messenger RNA from Ectocarpus siliculosus, 1194 nucleotides. Lineage: Eukaryota; Phaeophyceae; Ectocarpales; Ectocarpaceae. The record is from the annotation of a GenBank genome assembly.